CGGCGAAGGAGGUGACACAAUGAGUUCCUUCCCAGGGAAAAUGCGUGAAUACGACAAAAUCUCCCUUGAUAGGUUUGACAAUUACAAGGGAAGUUACAACUUGAAGUCGACAGUGUAUUUUCUGUCACAUUUUCACAAAGAUCACACUGUUGGUCUUAGCUCUGACAGUUUUUUUGAGAGGAUGAAGAUGAGCAGAAAAGUGUUUAUUUACUGUACAGAAGUAACAAAAAUCCUGAUGCUAGCAGAUGACCACUAUAAGCACUUGGAGAAAUAUGUGAAGACGUUAGAAGUGGACGUUCCAACGCGCAUAGUAAUCCCAGAUGAAUAUACAGAUAAGGAUGAAUACAUAACUGUAACCUUGAUACCAGCAGGACACUGCCCAGGCUCAGUGAUGUUUCUCAUUGAGGGUACUGAGGGAACAGUUCUGUAUACUGGGGAUUUCAGGUGGGAAGGAAAUGAAGUUACUCGAGUGCCUUGGUUUAGAUCAGGUGACAGUAUAAAAGACAUCAGAAGUCUGUAUGUAGACACCACUUUUUGCAUUCCUGAAGCAUUCUAUAUUCCGAGCCGUGCUGACUGUGUGGAAGCCUUAUAUGAAUUAGUGAAGAACUGGAUUGGAGAAAGCCCCAAUAACUGUGUGAACAUUUCAUCAAAGACAAAAUAUGGCCAUGAGCACUUACUGAAAGGUGUGGCUGAUAAGCUGGACAAAAAGAUUCAUGUGUUAGCUGACAAGCACCAGCUCUAUGAGCAGAUUCCAGAACUACAGAAUGUGUUUACUUCAGAUCCCAGUGCCACACCCAUCCAUGCCUGCUGUUGGGAGCCAGAUCGAGACACAAGAUCUCGGUUGCCAUGUGGGUUUGUACCAGCCAAUGACACUGAUGUCAAGGUCAUGGUGGUUCGACCGUCCACAAUGUGGUUCACGCAAGGAGUGCAAAUAAAGGACAUUUAUGUGAAGACUCACUAUAUUCACAGAGUUUGUUAUUCGUUUCACUCCUCCUUCAGUGAAGUCCGGGAUUUUGUUACCUUUUUGAAACCCAGGAGAGUUUACCCAAAUGUUGUACCACCGAACCAAACAGUGGAGCAGAUACAGGCUAGACUAAACCAGUUCCUGUCCUUAAUACACAAAGACCGUGCGAGUGGGGAUGAUCAAGUACAAACAAAACCUCUCGGAAUACUUAGGAAAGUCAAAUCCACGAAGCAAUACAGUGGAUCAUUAACGGAUUCAGAAGAGCUGUGUUUUGAUGACGAGAAGACUCCCAAAAAGCGAAGUAGGAGAGCAUCAGCAGAGUCCAUUCAGUCAAACAAGGAUUCAAGUGAAAAAUUUCAGCUUUAUUAUUCUCAGUUUCUCCGUGACAGAACACCAGACGGAAGUCAGGAGAAGGCUUUGGCAGUAGUUAUCUCCCCUUGCAAGUCUAGCAAUGAGAGUGCAUCUUCAUACUCUCCAAGUUGCCAUAGUGACAGUGAAAUGGAUUUGACAGGCAGUGGUAAUGUGGCCAAUGUUACCAUGAUGAAGCCAGCUGUUCCGGACACAGGUGGCAGCUAUAUGUCUUACAUGAGCGAUGAUGAUGACGACGACUGUGAUAAUGCAAAUGUGGAAUCUCUUUCAUCAGCAGAAUGUGAGAAAAAUAAUUGUAACGAUGUAUUGGAUCCCAGUGCUUUGACAGUUGGACAUAAUGCAACACUUGCCAUCUCAGUCACUGAACACGAUAGACUGCAAAACAAUAAAUUUGUCAUAGGAAACAGUAGUUCUUGUGAACGUGCCUCACUGAGUAUUUUAGAUGUGUCUGAUGCUGACAGCGAUAUAACAGUCUCACCUGAAAACGUUGCUCUGAGGGAUCAGCGGGAUGACUUAAUGCUGGACAGCAGUCCUGAUGAAGUUGAAAUAACUUACUGUUCUGUACGUUCCAGUGGUAAAAAAUUGAAUGAAAAUAGUACAAAUUCUUGUCUAGUAAAAGACUUUCAAAGUACAUCACCCUUGAAAAGUGAGCUGCAAAAUAGACACAAUUUGGACUUAAAUUUAAAGAAGGAUAGUGGUGCCUUGAAGUCUUGUAAGAGGCCAGGGUGCUCUAACGGAACGGCAGACUCACCAGCAAAAAUUCCUAAAUUGUCCCCAUCCAUUUCUCCUAGUCCCCGUGGUGUGAUCCACUCUCCUCUGCGUCGUAGGCCACCUGUGGCACAGAAAGUCAUUCUGGUGGACCUGACUGCAGAUAGUGACAGCGAUGACAAUGCUUGUGUCAUUUGGCCAACCAGUGACUCCAGUGUAAACCAGUGAGUGAUUGGUUUAGGGGACUGUGUGAUUCUAUAGUCAGCCAAGAGUGGGCCAAGGUAGCAUAGUUUAGGGGAAGUGAAAGGCCACAACCUUUUUUUGUAAAAUAUUGACAUAUUUUAGGAAAGAUUUUUAUAGUAUAUGCAUAUUUGAAUUUUAAAAAUUUGCAUUUGUAUGUACGUGUAUAUACUCAAUAUAAAGUACACAGUUCUCUAAAAUAUUAAAUUAUAAAUGGUUAGUAUAUAUAUAUGUGUAUGCUUUAAACUGUUUGCCAUGUGAAGAUGAAAGUUUCAGUUAAAAUGCACAUAUCAGCAUUUUUCAUGCUGUAUAUUAUUUUAUAUUUGAAAUGAUUUGUUUUCUUUUUUGUUGUUUGUUUGUUCGAAGGGUUUGUAGAGAAUUUUAUUUCACAAAUUUUAUAGAUUGUCGUAUAUGUAUUGUGGGGGCCUAUGUGGCCGAGAGGGGUAGCACGCCAGUGCAGCACCAUGACCCAGGAGCCUCCCUCCAAUGCAGAUGCUGUGAGUUCAAGUCCUGUUCAUGCUGGCUUUCAUGUUUUUUUUUUUUUGUUUUUUUUCUGAAAUUCUCUCUGGGCUCCGCCCGGUUUCCUCCCACCAUAAUGCUGGUUGCCAUAGUAUAAGUGAAAUAUUCUUGAGUACAGUUUAAAACACCAAUCAAAUAAAUAAAUAAAUAUAUGUAUUGUUUUCAUUUUGCAAUUAAAUAAUUUUUUUGUGCUGUGCAUAAAUACAUUUUUAAUAGUGUCCAUCAAAUUUGUAUUGUCAUUUAAACAUUUAGAUUGCAAUAUAAAAAAUUCUUCACCUAUCAUGUUCAGCACAGGUACUCAACACUGACAUAGGAAUCAAUGAAUGAAAGUAUCUGAAAAGGAUUUCAAAUUCUUAUAAACUGGCUUUU
Molecule: messenger RNA, 3169 nt
Organism: Liolophura sinensis
Lineage: Eukaryota; Metazoa; Mollusca; Polyplacophora; Chitonida; Chitonidae
Product: protein artemis-like
Exons: 11
Coding region: 20-2269 (749 amino acids)
Biological process (GO): telomere maintenance; double-strand break repair via nonhomologous end joining; interstrand cross-link repair
Molecular function (GO): damaged DNA binding; 5'-3' DNA exonuclease activity
Source: RefSeq, a predicted model, not a curated record